Messenger RNA from Pleuronectes platessa (European plaice), 4662 nucleotides. It is a transcript of the gene ints6, whose product is annotated as integrator complex subunit 6. The transcript has 18 exons. Lineage: Eukaryota; Metazoa; Chordata; Actinopteri; Pleuronectiformes; Pleuronectidae. The coding region runs from base 348 to 2981 and encodes 877 amino acids. Gene Ontology annotation, biological process: snRNA 3'-end processing. The record is from RefSeq and is a predicted model, not a curated record. Gene Ontology annotation, cellular component: integrator complex.
CCAACGCUCUCAGUUCAGGGAGAAUCAGCUAGUGUCUGUGAGGGGGAACUUUGUUUCUAUGAAACUUAGGAAGAGCCGCAAAAUAUAGUAAAAUUACCAGAAUCCCUCGUGAACCGACCACCUGCCCCCAGGGUGUGAGGUUUUUAGUGCAGUUCGCCCGGAAAGGGCCGCGCCACUCACUAUUCUUACACUUUUUUAAAAAGAAUGUGUGAGGCAGACAGAUAGCCGGCUAAGCUAGCUAGCUGGGACGUGAUACAGGCGGCAGGAGAACAAAAGGUUUUUUUUUUGUUGCGUUGGGCCGGUUGUACUGACACCAGGUCCAUGCAGAACCUGUCAUUACCAUCACAAUGCCCGUUUUACUUUUUCUGAUAGACACGUCCGCUUCAAUGAACCAGCGCACCCAUCUGGGCACUACCUAUCUGGACAUAGCAAAAGGCGCAGUUGAGACUUUUAUGAAGCUCAGGGGCAGAGAUCCGGCGAGCCGAGGGGACCGGUACAUGUUGGUAAAUUUUGAAGACGUUCCCUUCGGGAUCAAGGCCGGAUGGAAGGAGAGCCAUGCCACAUUCAUGACAGAGCUCCGCAACCUCCAAGCAACUGGACUCACGUCUAUUGGCCAGUCCUUGAGGACCGCUUUUGAUUUACUCAAUCUCAAUAGAUUAGUGACUGGGAUAGACAACUAUGGACAGGGAAGGAAUCCCUUUUUCCUCGAGCCCUCCAUCAUCAUCGCCAUCACCGACGGCAACAAGUUGACGAGCGGCGGCGGAGUCCAAGAUGAGCUCCAUUUGCCUCUGACCACCCCGCUACCAGGUAGUGAGUUGACCAAGGAGCCCUUCCGCUGGGACCAGCGUCUGUUCGCCCUGGUGCUGCGGAUUUCCGGCAACGCCUCAGUGGAGCCUGAACCCCUCGGAGGCGUCCCGCCUGACGAUUCCCCCAUCACUCCCAUGUGUGAAGUCACAGGAGGACGUUCUUACAGUGUGUUCUCUCAGCGGAUGUUGAAUCAGUGUCUGGAGUCUUUGGUGCAGAAGAUUCAGAGUGGAGUAGUGAUAAACUUUGAGAAGACUGGCCCUGACCCUCCUCCACUGGAGGAUGCUCCAGCUGAGGCGUUGAAAGGUGGUCUGCAGCCUUGGCAUUGCUGUCACAAGCUGAUCUACGUACGACCCAACCCUAAAACUGGCGUUCCCAUCGGCCACUGGCCCAUCCCAGAGGCUUUCUGGCCCGACCAGAACUCCCCCACGCUACCCCCGCGCUCAGCCCACCCACACGUACGUUUCUCCUGCCUGGACUCUGAGCCCAUGGUGAUUGACAAGGUGCCCUUUGACAAGUACGAGCUGGAGCCUUCGCCUCUCACACAGUACAUUUUGGAGAGGAAGUCUCCACACACCUGCUGGCAGGUGUUUGUGUGUAACAGUGCCAAGUACAGUGACCUGGGCCAACCCUUCGGCUACUUAAAGGCCAGCACAGCCCUCAACUGUGUCAACCUGUUUGUGAUGCCCUACAACUACCCUGUUCUUCUGCCAAUUCUGGACGAUUUGAUCAAAGUGCACAAGUUUAAGCCAACCAUCAAAUGGAGGCAGUCCUUUGAGAACUACCUGAAGACUAUGCCUCCAUAUUAUAUUGGGUCUGUCAGGAAAGCCCUAAGAAUCAUGGGAGCUCCAAACCUUCUGGCCGAAAACAUGGAGUAUGGCCUGAGCUACAGCGUGGUCUCGUACCUGAAGAAGCUGAGUCAGCAGACAAAAAUCGAGUACGACCGUCUGAUUGCCUCGAUUGGUAAAAAGCAACCACCAGAGGCCGGCAUCAAGGUGCGUUGGCGGGGCGGAGGUAUAUCUCUGGCCCAGCGCAGGAACUUCAUCCACCAGUUGCUGAAUCUCUCAGGAGAAAGCCCGGCUCUGCCCAUGGAGCUGAACACCAAAGAGUUUCAAGGUUUUCAUCUGGCUCUGCUAAACAAGGGCCUGAAGCCUCAAAGCUUUAGGAAUCCCUACGACGUCCCCCGCAGCCACCUGCUGGACCACCUGAGCCGAAUGAGGAGAAAUCUGCUCAACACCACUGUCUGUUCUCUCAGAGGGCAAGACUCGGACCAGCUCCACAGCGUGCCAAUCGCCCAAAUGGGCAACUACCAGGACUUCCUCAAAGCUGCCCCUCAGCCUCUUCGAGAUGCAGACCCCGAACAGCCCAAACGCCUGCACACAUUCGGAAACCCCUUCAAACUAGACAAGAAGGGUAUGAUGAUCGACGAGGCAGACGAGUUUGUGACGGGCCCUCAGAACAAAGGGAAGAGACCAGGAGACAGUAGCAACAUGCAGGGUGGUGGCCCCAAAAGACGGCGCUGCAUGUCGCCUCUGCUUCGUCUGGGUAGAGCGUACACUCCUCCAGUAUCGCCACCCGCCAGCCCUCGAGCUACACCAGACAUGGACAUGAAUGAUGGAGCACCUGAACCAGACCUGAUCAUCAACCACCUGAAUCAGAACCAUUACAGCUCAGACAGUAGCUUGGACUCAGAGGUGGAUCAGCUGUUAGGGUCGUCCAACCACCAAGAGAACCACACAGGCCUGGAACCCCAGGACCUCCUGCACAGAGAUGAUGACGAAGACGACGACGACGACGAGAACGGCCGAUCCCCGGUUGGGGAGCUACCGCCGGGUAGCGAGGAGGGAAUGGACAUGCUGCUGAUGGGGGAACAGCCGCCUCGCUACCUGUCGCCUACAGCUCUGAAGAAGCACAUUCAAGAAGAGACGACCAAGGUCAACAACGAGCUGAGGGUCCUAAUCACUAAGGACAUCAGGAAACCGGGCAGACACUAUGAGAAGAUCUUCCACCUCCUGAAGCAGAUCCAGGGAACUCUGGACACUCGGCUCAUCUUUCUCCAGAACAUCAUCAAAGAGGCAGCUAGGUUCAAGAAGCGUGUUCUCAUCGAGCAGCUGGAAAACUUCCUGGAGGAGAUUCACAUCAGAUCCAUGAACAUGAACAUCGUGGACCCGCUCUGAGACCGAAGUGAUCCCAGACUGAACUUACCCCCCCCCCCACACACACACACACACACCUCUUCCCCUCCUCCCCCCUGUGUAUAUGGGCCCCUGCGGAGACGGCAUCCAGCUCUCAGAUCGUUCACCCGUGAGGUGGACUCUCUUCAUUUAUGUGUUGGGUUACACACAGUAUAAACUAGAAGCAGCGUUGACUCUGGAUGAUACAGGUGCAUUGUUCAGAUAUUAGAAAGGGGGAGAGAGGAAUCAUCUUUGUCGCUGCAGGUGAAGUGUUUGCCUAUGCAAUCAGGCCUGUUGAAAAUUCCGCCACGGUCAUUAUCAGAACUGUGAAUUCAUCCUCAGGCGUUCCCUUUGAUUAUUCUCCACCCCUACAUUUGAUCUUUUGUUUUUAAGCGACAAAUGAAAGAGAAUAGUCCCUCAAGUGGGGAAGAGGAGUAAACGAGGGACAUUUCUGCAGCGUACCCUGCUCCUUGAUGCGAAGUUCAAUCCUGAUUUCUCUGUCAUAAUGUUAUAGGCCAACAAAAAAAGGAAGAGCUUCACAUGUGCAUGUUUUCCUCCAACUCGGGGUCAGAUUGGAUCCAGACGUAAAAAAAUAGGUUAUUAUUCUUUUUAUUCGUUUACUUCUAUUUCAGGUUCGGUUUUCAUUUUUUUGUGGGAGGAUGAGACUCCUCAUCAUUUGCAACUGUUGAAAUCUAAUUUCCACACUCCGCUAACUAAAGCACUCCACUGCUUAACUCUUAAAUGGAAUUAAUAUUCAUAAUGCUUCAAUUUCAGAUCUCGACUUUGUCAACUGGGGUGUAACGUAAAAGAAAGAAUAAUUGUUCUUCCUCCUGAGGGAAAAAAGAUCCACUGCUUUCAUUACAUUUGCAGACAGUGAACUUAAAGAUUCAAAGGCUUUUGCAGUGCAGGUUCUUAGAGAGGGCAACACGGUAAAAAGUAAAUAAUUGUGAAUGCUUGAACAUUAUUGAUAAUAAAUGUUGAAAUACAGGGACAAAAAGCUCAGGAACUGAUACUAAAUGCAUCACCAUCAGCAAUAACGUUGGAGCAACAUUAAUUCCUCCCCUACCACACAACUCUUACUUUAGUGUGAAACAGCUGAUGGGCAACACCGACCAUCUUCCACUGGAGUGUUGACGAACUGAGUUCUCGGAUGCUAGCUUGUCCCAAUGUGCUGGUCGCUGCCAAAUACCGUUAAUCCUGCUCCCAGUCUACCUGCCGUGGAUCUCAAACCGACUUCUUGGCACUUAACUGUGAAUGCACUUGUGUAAAUUUGAGAAUUUUUAUUUAAUAUAAUUUAAAAGAAAAGAAAACUAUUUUUUUGUUGUGGCAGAAGAAUUUUUUUCUCUUCAGUUUUCUCAAAUAUACACAAAUAAUCUGAAGUGAGGUCAAGAGUUGAUUUCUGAUGAUUCAGGGGGCUGUCCUUUUUCUGAUCUCUCCUCUUUCUCUCUCCCCCCCCCCCCCCCCCCCGGACAGGGACCAAAAUCUGCCAUACUUGUCUUUCUUUGUGAAGAGGCCGCUACCAAAAGAGUAUUUUCAAUACACUGUAAAGAUGUAAAUAACCCUAGAGUACUAUUUAAAGAGAAUGUCCUGCGUAAAAUGGCCUUUUUGUAAGUAUUUCCAUGAAUAAAGUUUCUAUUUUACACUGUGAAGGCCCAUGUAAAUAAAGUGUUAUGUAUAGCUGUGA